Molecule: messenger RNA, 1157 nt
Organism: Mirounga angustirostris (Northern elephant seal)
Lineage: Eukaryota; Metazoa; Chordata; Mammalia; Carnivora; Phocidae
Product: cyclin-G1-like
Exons: 1
Coding region: 7-891 (294 amino acids)
Biological process (GO): regulation of cyclin-dependent protein serine/threonine kinase activity; mitotic cell cycle phase transition
Cellular component (GO): cytoplasm; nucleus; cyclin-dependent protein kinase holoenzyme complex
Molecular function (GO): cyclin-dependent protein serine/threonine kinase regulator activity
Source: RefSeq, a predicted model, not a curated record
GUCAAGAUGAUAGAGGUGCUGACAACAACUGACUCUCAGAAACUGCUAUACCAGCUGAAUGCCCUGUUGGAACAGGAGCUGAGAUGUCAGCCAAAGGUCUGUGGCUUGAUACUAAUUGAAUCUACACAUGAUAAUGGCCUCAGAAUGACUGCAAAGCUAAGGGACUUUGAAGUAAAAGAUCUUAGUUUAACUCAGUUCUUUGGCUUCGACACGGAGACAUUUUCUUUUGCUGUGAAUUUACUGGACAGACUCCUGUCCAAAAUGAAGGUACAGUCCAAACACCUAGGGUGUGUUGGGCUGAGCUGCUUCUAUUUGGCUGUUAAAUCAAUAGAAGAGGAAUGGAAUGUCCAAUUGACAACUGACUUGAUCCAAAUAAACCAAUAUAGAUUCAAGGUUUCAGACUUGAUGAGAAUGGAAAAGAUUGUAUUGGAGAAGGUGUGUUGGAAAGUCAAAGCUACUACUGCCUUUCAAUUUCUGCAACUCUACUAUUCAAUCAUUCAAGAAAACUUACCAAUUAAAAGGAGGAAUAGCCUUAAUUUUGAAAGACUAGAAGCUCAACUUAAGGCAUGCCACUGCAGGAUCAUAUUUUCUAAAGCAAAGCCUUCUGUGUUGGCAUUAUCUAUCAUUGCACUGGAGAUCCAAGCACAGAAGUGUGUAGAGUUAACAGAAGUAAUAGAAUGUCUUCAGACACAUUCCAAGAUAAAUGGCAGAGAUUUGACCUUCUGGCAAGAACUUCUAUCCAAGUGUUUAACUGAAUAUUCAUCAAACAAGUGUUCCAAACUAAAUGUUCAGAAGUUGAAAAGGAUUGUUUCUGGACAUACUGCAUGGCAAUUGAAGCAUGGUUACUACAGAAUAACCCACCUUCCAACAGUUCCUGAAAUGGUUCCUUAAUUGGAUUGUUAUAGCAACAAAAAGCUCUUCUCUGAAGCAUUUCUCCACAAUCCUGAGCUAUGGAUUUCAUAGUGUUAUAAUGGAUUUAAGCUGUGAAGCCUCAGAACAUCACAACUAGAUUAGCAUUAAUGUUCUCAGAUUUGGGAUAACUACCUUAUUAACAAGCUGUAGUGGAAUUCAAUUAAAUUUGAAUUCAUCUGUGAGGCAUACAAAUCAAAGCUAAGAGCAUAAAUGUGAAAUGUUAAUAACAAGCCUGGGAAGGUAAA